Molecule: messenger RNA, 7342 nt
Organism: Schistocerca serialis cubense
Lineage: Eukaryota; Metazoa; Arthropoda; Insecta; Orthoptera; Acrididae
Product: dnaJ homolog subfamily C member 9
Exons: 5
Coding region: 62-856 (264 amino acids)
Cellular component (GO): cytoplasm; nucleus
Molecular function (GO): heat shock protein binding
Source: RefSeq, a predicted model, not a curated record
UCUGAAGGAGUAGUUGGAAGUUUGGUUGUACGCUGCAAACAAUUUCGUGUUAUCACUGAACAUGCCUACUCUAGUUGAUUUGUGUGAAAAAUACUUUGGGCACAAAGACUUUUAUGAUGUUCUACGUAUACCGAAAAAUGCAAAUGAAAAACAAAUUAGGAAAGCGUACCAUAGGCUGUCUCUGCUUGUGCAUCCUGAUAGAGUUGAAGAGCAAAAGAAGGCUGAAGCAACGGAGAAAUUCAAAGUUUUGGGAAAGGUUCAUUCAAUAUUGAGUGACAAAGAGAAGAAAAUGGUUUACGAUGAAACAGGAUCAUAUGAUGAGGAAGAUGAGAAGGCAGAGAGAGAUUGGAAUGAGUAUUGGAGACUGUUGUUCAAGAAAAUCACAAUUGAAGAUAUCAACAGAUAUAAGAAACAAUAUCAAGGCUCUGAAGAAGAGUUAUCAGACUUAAAACGGGCCUAUACUGAUGGAAAAGGUGACAUGGACUUCAUCCUGGAAUCUGUACCGUUUAGUAAUACAGAAGAAGAGCCACGCCUUCGCUCAUUGCUGCAGGGAAUGAUUGACAGUGGGGAAGUUCCCGCAUUCCGUGCAUUCACUCACGAAACUCCUCGCAAGCGAGAGCGGAGGAAGAGGAAGUGGGAAAAAGAAGCACAAGAGGCAGAGAAAAUGAAGGUGGAAAUGAAUAUGGAUGACGGGGAAGAAGGACUACGAGCCAUAAUCCAGGCUAAGCACGCCCAGAGGACUGUCGAUGCCGACGCGUUCUUCGACCAUCUGGCAGCGAAGUACAGUGGUGGAGGGGGUAGUGCUAAGAAGAAAGGCACGCGACAGCAGCCUGCGAGGAAGCAAGCCAAGAAGUAGUGCAGCAGUGGGCUGUGCAAGAGCAGAGUGAGGCUACAGACUGAAAACAAAUUUAUUUCUGGUGUAUUUUAUCAAUGUAUAACUUGCUACAGCAUUGUUUAAGAACUUGUUUGACCCAAAUCUGUCACACAUAGUUUACCUUGAAUGAAAAUGUAAUUUGUGGGCCAUGUUAUACAUUUGUAAAUUUCUGAACAUUUUGAGAUAAGGUGUGUGUGUGUGUGUGUGUGUGUGUGUGUGUGUGUGUGUGUGUGUGUUUCACUCAGAGAAAGACUGUAAACUGUUACUUGUAGUUAUAUUGCCAACUCCGACAUACUGUUCUCCUUUGGUUCACAUAUACUUUGUUAAAAAUUAGUACACAGUUUUCACUUUAAAAAUGAGUUCUUAAUGUGAUUAAGUUCACCAAAAAAAACUAAAAACUGUGAUACAACUUUACUGUUCUACCCUACACUUGGACCGCCAUCGUAUGUUGUGCAGUGUGAGAUAGCGUUAUCUUUGUGUCUGGCUGCUUUAAGUACAAUGAAAUCUUUAAAAAGUGAUUAUUUUAAUUUGUAGUCCUAGCCUUGAGUCAUUCAUGAUGAUCUGAAACGGCAAUAAGGGAUCCUUCAAGCACCUGGGAAGUACUUGAGGUCCCACAUGUCAUGUGAAGGACAUCUAGAAAUUAGUGUCUGAAGGACACAGUACUGGAAAUGGAAAGUGUGAUUUGCAAUUUUAAAUUUGAAAGUACUGGCAUAACUUUAACAAGAUGAUGCAUAAAGCAUUGUGGUUAUCCAAACAGUAAUUGUAUCCUGUGAUGUGUUGUUACAUUUGACAGAUGACUGCCACUGUCACCUGUGGAGACAGUCUGUCAUAGGUCCAAUAACUAUUCUCACAGUUUAUAGCCAUUAUGUGUUUACACUCUGGAUUUAUAUAAGUGGAAUAACCAUAUACAGUGAAAUCUCACUUUUACCCUUUUCAAGGAACUUUAAAAAAUGGAGUAGAAUACGAGAAAUAACUUUUUAAGCAGAAAGCUACUUUUAUGUUCUCCCCCUCCCCCUCGCAUUUUUGUUGUUUAUGUAUGAUAUAUGUAGAUAAUAGGCAUAAAAAAUACUUGUCAGGGACUUGUUUAUAAUCCAUUAAAGGCCAUCUGAAUUUUGUACUAUCAUCAGCCACUGAUGCGACUAGAACUGGUAACUGUGUGGGAUGUAGAAAUGUGACUUAAUUUCAUUCAUUAUAAUCAAUGUUUUUGGAACGUCUGCAGUUGUCAUUAAUUAUUUAAGAAUGAAUCAGUGCACCAGUUUUAUUUUUUUCAUGUGUAACACAGUGCUUUUUGAGAAUUCAUUGUCAUCUGUAAAUUGAUGUAAGUAUUUUGUUUGACGUUUGCAUAUGUGCUGUUCUGAUUCCCUUGUGCUGUAGUCAUAUUUUUGAUGUUGUAAAUACAUAAGGAUUUGCACUGGACGAUGGGAAUAAAUUCUCAAAACACAUUUUGAUAUGAAUGAAAAAAUGUGUAUCUCGUGCAGUGUGUCAUUAAUUGAACCAUAAACAUUUGAGUAAUGCAAAAUGUGAAAAGGUGUGAACAAGUGCUGCAAGCGAACAAACAAUGAAACACGGGAAAUAUGUGUUAGAGGUGUCAUGAUCACAAACUUGCACAUCCGCAUUAGAGGUAGUUUAAAAAUUCUCAUGGUCGGUCAUUAUUUGAACAAACAUAAUUACUCCCAUUAGCCAUCACACCAAGUAGAGCUUGGAAAUGGUAGAAGAUAAAACACGAAUUGCUCAGUUUCCACUGAUUCAGAUUUGAGUACAGUGCCCUGGUGUCACACUUGUGCACAUAAUGUUUGUAAGCUUCACUUGAAAGCCAGCACUACGGGAGUGUCAUUUCAUAUCAAUUAAGUCAACUUUUUCUCCACCAGUGUUUCAUCAAGUGUAAAUCACGGGAAAAUUAAAAAUGUUAAUGCAAAAUCAGGAGCUAAUUAACAUUGUAAACAUAGGAAAUUUGAUGGGAGUGAUAAAAAAUUAUCAUAAACGGUGGGAAAACGUUAAUUCUGAGAAUGUCAGAGCAGGGUUACUCUGUAAUUGUUGUUUAAUAAGCACUCCACCAGAUGUUCUUGAGAGUUAAUUUUUACAAAAGAAAAUUAUAUGAACUGUAAUAUUUGGUCUUAAGUAGGUUUAUGUAACUAGAGGACAGAAUGCGAAAGUAGAGGAUGUGUGGUUUGGUGUAGUCAGUUGAUAUUGUUUAGUCUCCUGUUCUGACCUUCAACCACCUUCCCUUACUUCUGAGAACUGCUAGCAACACCUGUUUACCACAUAUAUGGGAGUGACUGUUUUGACAUGAUUUUUAUCAAGCCAGAUACUGUCAACUGGGUGUACUUGAGAAACUUUAAAAUUUUGAAAGCACACAGAAAAUCUGACAGUUGUUCAAGAAGCAAACUUUCAUCUGCUUUCCAGCUACUUGAAGUACUAUUGACUGACAAUUACAGAAAAAUUGCAUUUUUGAACUACAGGACAGGAAAGUUAAGGUUUUAUUCUGUCCCAUGUUACUCCCCAGGUUGGCUAUAUUGGGGCAGAAAGCUUGAAACAUCAAUUUUGUUAUAUAAUCUUGUAAUGUUUUAACUAAAUGAUAAUAUUCAAUACAUUAGGGACCGGGAAAUGUUUUGAAAAUAAUUUCAUUACUAAAUUUUAAAAUAACCUUAUUAAGUGAGAAAAAGAAACAUUAACAAAAUUUAGUUCUUAUCACUCGGAAAGACAUUUCUCUCUUCACUGCCUUUGGCAUAAUAAAAUUUGAACAAGAGAAACUACAGAAAUGUCAUCAUUUGUAAAAAAUAAACAUUGUUUCCUUUAUAAUGCCUCAUGAAUUCGCAUUCAUGUGAUCCAUUGUUAGCAAUGUGCCAAUGAAGUUUUUGUUGAUCUGUCUUUUUGUUCACUAAUAAACAACUGAACUUUAACAAAAUCUCCACAUUGAACUGAUAAACACUGCUGCUGAAUAUUUGGUGUUUGUGCAAGAGUUUCAUUCCCAUCAUUAUUCUGGGUUUCAGUUCUAUUGUUCACCACCAUUUGCAAUUCACAUUCUUGAAGAGAAUAAUGUUCUUCCUGUUUUUCUUCAACUGAAGGUUGAUUUUCACCCCCCUCUUUGGUGGAUGCUGUAAACUCUUAUUGCUACUUAAUUUUUCCCCUUUUGCUUUUCUCCUUCUCUUUUUCAGAAGAACUUAUUGCUGUCUCAAAAAAAUCAGAUGUCACACUUGAUCCUGGAGAAAUAUCCAAUUUUUCUCUCUUCUUCAUAGUUGUAUGUUUUGCUGGUUUCCUUGAGGUACCUUUCAAAUGAAUUAUUUCAUUUUUGCAUUUGGUCUUCAGUUAUGUGCUACGUGUGUCACGGCUUUUUGUGGUUCAAUGGGAUUUAUGUUACUUGCUUCAAAUCCACUAAACGGGUUUUGCAUUAUGAAGCACUAUUACUUCUCAAGAGUUUUCUUAAGACAUUGAAAAUAUCUUUAAGGAGCGAGGUAUGAUAUUUUGCUUUCCACUCCUCCAAUACCUCCCUCCAUUUCACUUCCUCCUGGAAAAAACACUAGGUCCAAAGGCAGACUCAAAUGAGGUUGUGUUAGGAGGCAAGAGCACAAGCUAUAUGAUGAUUUGCUCACAUUCUUCUGUUAUUGUCACUGACAUGUCUUGCCUAUUUAUCUCCUAUUAUGACUGGGUCCAUCACAUACUUUUUUGAGCUAUGGAAGUGCUGUAGGUAAAACCAGUCCUCAAAAAUUGCACCCUCAAACGAUCUUGGCCCUGAUCUUGAGCAAUUGAAAGGAGUUCCCUUUGGUCCACCUUCUAUCCUCAUAUAGUAUAGCUGUUCUGAUUCGUACACAGUGUAUUUAGGGAGACAAUAUCGAGAUGCUGUACCAGUAAAAAUUACUGAUGUGCUUGAUUCUGAAUUAUCAAUGAUUUUCAGGAUGCUUGCGUUGUCUUCUUACAGUGACUUUUCUUCUUCCACGAGCCAUCUGCCAUGUUUAUUUCGUCAUAAUACAAUAUAGCAUUUUGCAGAAUUCCACUGAAUGAAACGUUCAGUCUUCAAAAUAUGAUUUUUAUUGCAUCUACACUUAACAGCAACUUUCAAAAUAUGAUUUUUAUUGCAUCUACACUUAACAGCAACUUUCCAUCUUUUCACAUUCUCAGAAAAUCUACCUUCAGUUUUAUUCCUGUUUGAAAAUAAUUUUGUCCAUUGUCCACCAGACAUUAAUUUUAAUUUCUAUGAAGCCCUUCUCAUCAAACUAUUUUGACAAUAGGCUAACAUUAAAUUUAAUUUCUAUGAAGCCCUUCUUAUCAAACUAUUUUGACAAUAGGCUAACAUUAAGUUUGAUUAGAGUGGUGCCCCAUUUUGCCGCUCCUUGAAGAUUUUCCGCCAAACCGUAUCCCUCUGUAAUGCUAAGAGUGGGAAGGUGGCCAUAUUUACGCACAUUCCUGUACUUCAUCUUUCUGUUGAGUACUUUCUGGAACUCCAUAUCUUUCUAUAGCUUUCUGAAGACUAAGGUUCUUACCAUCUCCUUCCCAUAUUUCAAUGAUUUGAGAUGAAAUAAACUGUAAAAAUGAAAAGGAAGUAUUACAGUGCUUUCCUGUCAAACUUCGAUAUGGUCCCAAGUAACACAUAAUGAACACAUUUAGAAUGAAUGAAAAUAAUUGAGUGGCCACAUUGAACUUCGUUGUAGCUAUAAAUCACGAAGGAGGUUAGAAUAGGACAUGUAAACAAAACUUCUAUCUUUAAUAACAUAAGAGUGAAAAUUAACAUUACCUCCUGUACUUAAAACAAAAACAUUGUCCUUUAAAUAUUGUUGAAUCAGUACUUAGCAGGCUUCGAAAUAUGUAGCAAUUACUACAGCCACUCAUGAAAUACAGAUUCAUAAAAAUAUAAAAACUUUCCAAAAUCCCUGUAUCAGUGGUGCCAAUACUUUAAACAAAAAAUUUGUUCAAAGUUACAUCUGCUGUUCCAAGUACACCCAGUUGAUAGUACCUAGUUUUCUCCCUCUAUUUAACAUCUUGGCUCUAAUGGAUGGUACACAAUUAUUGGUGACUGUUCUAAUAGCACAAGUUUGCUCAGUAGCUAUUUUUCUGAGAAGCAAUUUUUUUGUCUUGAUUUGUAUUAAAUAUUGUGGCUUAUCUUUCUUUCUAAGGAUCACAUAAUAAACAAACACCACAUAAGACUGUAAUCUGUUUCCUCCCUUUUUUUUAAUUAAAGAUAUGGAUUGUUGUGCAGUCAGAUUGUGCUAUGUAUACAGUAACAACCCAUUAAUGAAGUGACACAAAAUUAAUUGAAAGCCUUAAUAAUCUCUCAACUAAUUUGCAAUUUGCCCAAAAUGUGAGCUUAUCCAGCUCCAGGCAGUUGCUCAUUACAGAUCAGUACAGCACUAGUUUUCACAUUCUCUUGUGUGGAAAUGACAUUUACAUUUGUUGGCAGAAUCUGGUGUACAGCCUAUUGACGCAAUACUCUCCUAAAAUUGUUCCUGACAAGGUCGGCAUGGGGUUGUUUUCAGUAUUAUCAGGUUUCUGUUGUUGUUUAACACAAAAUUCUCUCUCUCUGACCUUUUUUAAAAUGUCAUUUUAAUAGAUUGUUAAAUACCAGUGAAUUACUGGAAAUACAAAUAUUUUAAAUCUUCAAAAGAAGUUCGAUUAAUAGAAAAUUGAUAUGUGUACUUGUAUUGAUUUUGUGGUUUGAGAGCUGGUCAACAGUUGUGAUAUAGGAUGUUUUGCCUAUUUUUACAUAACUGAUGUGUGCAUUUAUGUUGGUAGCACAUGUUUGUGAUUUUUUGUUUUGUUUUAUUAAUGACAAUAUUAUGGAAAGGAUAGAUUUCUGCUCACCAUGUAGAUGUUCAGUUGCAGAAAGGCAGAAUGAAAAGACAGCUAAACAUUUGAGCUUUUGGCAACAAGGCAUUCUUCUAAGAUAAGAAACAUACACGCAAGCACAACUCGCGCACAUGAUCACGUCUCUGGCCACCGAGGCCUUGUGGCUAAAAGCUCAAAUGUGUAGCAGUCUUUUUUGUUGUGCCUGUCUGCAAUGUGGCGUCUCCUCCGUAUGGUGAGUAGCAAUCUAUCCUUACCAUAACAUUUGUCAUUACUCCGUCCUGGAUGUCCCUUUGUUUAAUUUGUAUUCAUGUGAUUUGCUGAUUGCCACACUCUCUCUCCCGGCUAUAAUACUAAAAUUUGUUUUGUAUCUAUCUAAAGUUUCCUAAAAGUAACUUGCAUAUUAAGUCAUUGUUCAAAUAAAUUACCCUUAAAGGGCAAUGAUUUUUUCAUAAACUGUACCAGGCCUAUUUUAUGCACCCGUCCCUAGAAACCGGGCAAUUUUACCAAUAUUAAAAAAAUUACUGCAUCAAAUCUACUGUUUGGAUUGUGGCAAAUUUGGUACCAUCUUGAAGCUGCACAUUUCUACUUUAAUUCUGAGUGAAAGAAACUACUUUACAAUGCACAGCUUUAAGGUACAGUUGUAGAAAUCACUUAGAUGUUUUAAGAAUUUAGAAAAAGUCAUACGAAUAA